Molecule: messenger RNA, 1623 nt
Organism: Zea mays
Lineage: Eukaryota; Viridiplantae; Streptophyta; Magnoliopsida; Poales; Poaceae
Product: RING-H2 finger protein ATL5
Exons: 1
Coding region: 252-1247 (331 amino acids)
Biological process (GO): protein ubiquitination
Molecular function (GO): transferase activity
Source: RefSeq, a predicted model, not a curated record
CGGCGUCGUGACGCCAUCGCGCGCUCGCGGGCAAUGUUUUUCCCACACGCACCGCGUCGGGCAAUGUUUUACGCGGCCUGUCAAGGACGCCAAGAAGUUACUGCCUUUCUCCCUCUCAGCGCCUCAGCGGCGUUCCCGUCUCCUCGUUCUCUCGCUCACCCGGCUCCGUCGGCCAUGAACACACGAGCCAGCGCGCCAAGCACCGGCCACCGUCUCCGGCCUUACCUGACCUGACCUGACCGGCUGCAUCGAUGGUUCCGCAAAUACCCGACCCCUGCGACGACGAUGGCCAAGAUCACCGGUGCCCGCCUGCUGCGGCUCUACCUCCCCCGUGGCCUUACCCUCCUCUUCCUCCCCCCGCCUCCCACGGCCGCAGCACCUUCGUCACGGCUCUCAUCAUCGCCACCUCGGUGCUUGUCUUCCUCGCUCUCUGCCUCUCCAUACUUGUCUUCGUCCGGCGCAGGCGGCUGCGGCGUCGUCGAGAGGCGCUCCUUGAAGCCGCCUUGGCACCGGCGGCGGCCGCCACCUUCCCCGACGAAGGCGAAGGCGACGGCGGUCCCGGCGGAGAGGUCGUGCACCACGUGUGGCACAUCCGGACCGUCGGGCUCGACAACGCGGCGAUCGAGUCCAUCGCGCUUACGCGGUACUGCGCCGGCGGCGUGCUCGGCGCUUCCGACUGCACCGUCUGCCUCGGCGAGUUCCAGGACGGCGAGCUCCUCCGGCUGCUCCCCAAGUGCGCCCACGCGUUCCACGUUGAGUGCAUAGACACCUGGCUCCGGGCCCACGUCAGCUGCCCGCUCUGCCGCGCCGACGUGAUGGACCCAGGCGCCGCGGCCGCCGACGCCGACGCCGAGCAACCCCCGGGGACCGACGCCGCCGACGCCUCGGCCGAGCGAUCCGCAAGCAAUACCCCAACCACGGAACUGGAGCGGCUCGAUCAGCAGGCCAACGAGCACCACCAAGAGCUGCGAGUCCAAAUCGAUCAGCCCGACCACUCCAGCUCGCUGGAACUGGAACGGCGACGUCGGCAGGUUCGGCACCACGGAGCACGGGCACAGAACUUCCGGCGGGUGGCUUCCAUGGACUCGCGGUCGCCGCCGCCGGUGUCAGCCGAGGUCGAUCCUGAAGGCGAGCCGGCCGGCCGCGAGGAGCAGGGGACAUGCGGUGCUGUUUGCUGCGAGGUGUCACCAGAGCCUGCUGAGCUGAAGAGGUCAUGGUCCGCCAGCAGCCGGUGGACGCUCCUCUAGCGGCAUUGCCGCGCACGCAGCUCGCUCCUGCCGCUGUGAUGGGACGGAAGAUCUGUAUCUUGUUUUUUGCCUGCCACUGAUCACGCUUGUUUCUGCUGAUACUCUGUACAGUUUUCAAUUUCAGCGCGGAGGUUCGCUGAACAGUCACACCUGCAUUGUGGUGUUCAGCUUGCUUGUUCUUUGCAAGAUUCAGAGGAAUGCUUCGGCUGCUGUAUAAAAACUCAAAUAUGUCCUUCCUGUAACUGAAACUCCAUCUGUUUUAUAUUUCUUUUUUUCUUUAUCCGAGCUCAGCGUAUCUCUAACUGGAACUUGAAACUGUUUCGAUACGAAAGUGAUCUGUAAAUAUUGAUAUGAUUUUUACCAUUCGGCAUGAUGA